UCAGUAUUUUAGUAAUAUAUAUUCUUACUAAAUGAUUAUUUAUUCAUUUCUGUGUCAUAUAAACAAUACUUCGAAUACGCUUAAAAAUCUUGGCUAUAUUUUACUUUUCUUGACAUUUCAACUUCUGGCUGAAAUUUCUUGUUUAAUAUUUCAGUAGCAGCUAUUUGGUAGUCUAUACUGUGAUUUGUAUAUAAAUUUAACUGAAAUAUAAAGGCAAAAUGGCAGGAGACCUUUGUCUUAUACCUGAUUCUGAACCCUUUACUUUGGGAGAAAAAAUUGGAACGGGUUCAUUCGCAACUGUUUACAAAGCUUUGGAUAAGAACACACACACAAUGAUAGCUAUCAAAUCUUAUAGAUUGAAGGUGAAAGAACGAAGUUAUUUUGAAAGGGCCGCUACUGAAAUUGCGUUUUUAAAGUUGCUAGAACAUCCGAAUAUUAUUUCAUAUAUAUGUUCGGAUAUAAAAAAGUAUUAUAUGUACCUUGGAAUAGAAUAUUCUAAAUAUGGGUGUUUAACAAAAUAUAUGGAAAAACGAGAUAAUCUGUCUGAACAAAGUGUACAAAUCAUAAUGAGACAACUUUUAUCCGCAAUAUGUUAUUUACAUAGUAAGAAUAUAUUUCAUGGAGAUAUAAAACCAGAAAACAUUAUCCUUAUUGAAGAGGAAGGUUUAAAAAUAAAACUGACUGACUUUGGACUGGCGGAGGUAAUAAUGAAAAAUCAGACUAUUCAAAAGAAGUCAGGUUCUUUCUUUUAUAUGUCUCCAGAAAUCCACCUUGGGUUUCCCGCCGAUUAUAAAUCUGAUCUAUUUUCGGCAGGAGUCUUAAUGUACGAAAUGCUUUAUGGUGAUAAACCGUAUCCCACUAAAAUUUCGAAAGAGGAAUAUAUAAGUUUGUUAAGGAAGAGAAUUUAUGUAAAGUUUCCAGAAGCGCAGUCUAUACUGUUGACUCCUGACUGCCUGAAUCUUUUGAGAAAUUUAAUAAGUUACGAUAAAGACAAGAGAUUAUCAGGCGUUAAUCUAUUAAAUCACCCAUUUUUAAAAGUUGACGUUGUAAAAGAUGAACAAAACCAUUACUUUAAAGCAUACGAGUGCUUUUUGAAUGGUGUCGAUCUAAUAAAGGAAAAGAAAUAUGGUACUGGAUACAUUGCAGUGAUAGAAGCCAUAUUACAUUUACAGAUACACUCCAUUGAGAUUGAGGAAGUAGGGCUCUAUAGGUACAUAUUAAUGAAACUUCGUGAAUUUACAAAAUUUUCUGAAAAAAUACUAGACAAGGUAAUCAAUAAUGGAUCCAUGGAAUCUCUUGACAUGCAUUCAGAUACUGAGAGACUAAGGUGUUUGUUACAAUCUUCACCAGAAUUAUUAACAGCUUACGACUUAUGUGUGGUUGGCGAAAUGUACUUUAUGCAAAAUGAUCUCCAGCGUGGGACAGAUCUUCUCAAAAACGGGUUACAAAUAUUGCUGAAUAAAAUGCCACAUGAACCAGAGGGUUUGAGGAGAAAGCUAUUAGGAGCUAAGAUGACCAAAUGGAUGAACAUUUUGGAAGAUUGCAACCAGGGACCUUCACAAUACAGGAGUUAACCUAAGCAGUAUCUAAUUGCGUUUGUUCUUGUUUAGUAUUAAUAAGUUUAGUAUUUCUCAGUUCCUAUUAGAUUUUAUGGGUUGCUGUACACGUGAUAGAUUUAAUAGCAAGUAAAACCGAGACUCAGGAGAAUCUUGUGAUAUUUUUGUUAGAAAAUGUUAUCUGUUACUAUUAUUUUAAUGUCCCGAUAUAUUCUUUGUUUAAUUUUGCACUGUAACCAAUAGUGAUAUUCGAACCCAGUUAGUUGUAAUGUUUGGCUGUUUGAUGUAAAAGUGUUCUCGCUUUUAUUGUCCGUCCUAGAUAUACCUAAACAAUGCAUUGAAAUUUCCGACUAAACGUGACUUUUAAAAUAUAUGACAUUUUUGUAUAAUUAGCUCGAUUUCAGUGAAUAAGUUGUGAACUUAUCAAAAAGUAUUUUAAAGUAAUAAAAUAUAUAAGACUGAUUCUCUUUUCAAAAAAUGUUUGUGAAACAAACAUAUAUUAACUGUUUCUAACGUGUUAAACUGAAGUGGUUUACGGUUAUUAGAAUGUUUGUUAUAUAAUGUAAUCGAAAAUAUUUCAAAAUGAGAAAUACUUUAAUUUCUGUUACAGCAACUGAGCACAAAGAUUCAAUCUUUAGUGUUUCAGUGGUUUUUCUCAGUUUGAAGUUUAUUUAUUUGUUCAUAGAAAUCAUAUAUUUUUGUAUUGUUGCCAGUUAGUGUUUAUAUGGCUGUGACGCAUUUAAUAGUUCAAUUUGUAUUUAAAAGAUCGUUUGAAAUA
This is a messenger RNA of Anoplophora glabripennis (Asian longhorned beetle), 2334 nucleotides long. RefSeq names its product serine/threonine-protein kinase ULK3-like. NCBI's taxonomy places the organism in Eukaryota, Metazoa, Arthropoda, Insecta, Coleoptera, Cerambycidae. Gene Ontology annotation, molecular function: ATP binding; protein serine/threonine kinase activity. The record is from RefSeq and is a predicted model, not a curated record. Gene Ontology annotation, cellular component: cytoplasm; autophagosome. Bases 219 to 1574 code for a protein of 451 amino acids. Gene Ontology annotation, biological process: autophagy; protein autophosphorylation; autophagosome organization. The transcript has 7 exons.